AUGUCAGGAGUCGACUACUUAGAUGAUCUCCUGGAGGAGAUGAUCGUGGACCAUAAACAGCGACAUCCAGAGUCUUCACCAUCAAACUCAUUCUUAAAUCAAUCAGCGACAACAACUUCCACCGCCACGGCAAUGGCCAACGCCAACGCCUUGGCCAAUGCCAAUGUAGAGUCCAACGCCAACGCGAAUGGAAAUGCAUCGCCAAGCAGGAACAAUCAAUCACCAAAGAUGUCACGUGCCAAUAAUAAUAGGAUGUCAAAGAUAUCGAGCGAUCACUUUGAUUACCUGGAGACAUUACUAAGUGAUAUGUCGGCCAACGACCUAUCGCUGCCCAGCACUGAAGCGCAGACCGAUCAGCAGGUACAAGACUCGCGAAUCAAGCUACUGCGUCUGACCUCCACCUUUGACCUCGAGUCCACUCUGAUGGACCUCGAAUCUUUCUACUGGAAGUACUCCCAACAGGGAAAGCGUGUGCCAAGUAUGGCGCCACCGGGCGGUGCCGCCGCGCCUCCUCCUCUGGCCGGAAACAGACUGUCCACAAUGCAACAAACUUCCGCCCAACAGCAACAGGAGGUACCACUCUCAAGCUCACCAACACAGCGCGGAUUGAGCUCAUCGCAACAGAGAAGAUCAUCAAGCGACAGGACCGCACUCACAAAGGAGGCGAUUUCGGCCGCGGAUACCCUCGACCAGAUGAUCAGCUCUUUCGGCAACGAGUUGAUGAUGGACACCUCCAGCUCAGCGACCACCGAGUCUCCAAAGAGAUCGGGUAUUCCACAUAUCACAUCAGGCACGGCAACUGUCCGCCCAGCCUCCAAGCUGAAUGCCCCUGUGGACAUUGCCAUGGCAUCGCCCAAGGCACCAACGCCAAUCCCCACGCUGUCCGAAUACCCCCUGUCUCCAUCGGCCGUGCGCACAGCCGACAAUCUCCUCGACGAGAUGAUCACAUCGUUCAAGGAGAGCAACCAGGGUCUGAAGUUUGUCGAGCAGCCUAAGGACCGCCCCAAGCAGCCCUACCUCUCACAGCAGCACUACACACUGUCGCACGACGACAUGCGCCACCUGCAGCACUUGCAGAAGCAACAGCAGGCUGACGACGACCUCAUCGACAAGAUCCUAUGCGACAGCGACAUCGAGGAGAACUACAGACCCUCUGGUGGUAGUGGAGCCAACGGCGGCAACUCAAUGGCGGCAUCAAUCAAUGACAAACCAUGGCACAUCGAACAAGAGAUCAACAACAAGGAGGUCAUUGGCUAUGGCAACCACGGCAUGACAGCUCGCGCUGGCAUCCACAAAGAGAAGCGUAUAGUUGGCAAGUCCUGGACGUUCAUUACGCCACAGUGCACGCCACUCCUGUUCACAGAGAUUGAGACAUUAAUAUCAAUCAAACAUCCUAACGUGUUGCCAUUGAUUGGCGCAUCGAUGACUACGACAUUCAACACAUUCUCAGAGUAUGUCACUGGUAACAGCUUGGACAUCGUACUUAAGAAUGUGGACGAGAGGACUGAGAUAUCAUUCAUCAUUCGUGUGGCUGAGGAGAUAUCCUCUGCAAUGGCAUUCCUUCAUUCCUUUAACAUUGUCCACAGGAGUCUUCAUUCAAAGAAUGUUGUGCUCAACUCUGAUCUAAAGGUAUUCAUCAAGGAUUAUGGUCUGGCAGGACUAAAGGAUGAGACAAUCAGGAAGAAAUUGAUGAAUCCAAUCAACAAUACGAUGCUACACUCACAUUAUAUGGCACCGGAAUUGUUCCAUGUACUGGCUGGAGGCAAGGGUGGCUAUGAUACAAAGGUCGAUGUGUUCAGCUUUGGUGUGCUCCUCUGGGAGAUGUUUGCGCGCAACACCAAACUCAGCGAGCUAAAGAGUAGCAUCAACAAUGGAUACACAUCGUACGUGCGUCCAUCAUUGCCAAACUGUCCAUUUGCGAUUGACAAGCUGAUCAGACUAUGUCUCUCGAGCGAUCCUGCCGCCAGACCGUCAUUCCAGACGAUACUCAAGGUCCUGCGACAGCCGCUGCACACACUCCAGCGCUUCCAAAAGCCAGAGUCUCCCGGUGCCGUGUCUCCCAAGCUCUCAGACACACCCAGCAGCACACAGGUAGGCAGCAGUGGCGCCUCAGGCCUCGACAGCGAGAAGCGUGACAAGAUUCAGAAGAUCAUCAUCCUUUGCCGCGACCUCCAAUCAUCGCCCACCUUGUCCAAUCUGACACGUGCAAGCUCUGCCCUUGAGGCCUUGUGCAAGAGUGAAGGCAAUCUACCAUACCUCUACGAACACAGCGUAUUCUCACUGGUGUUCCAACUGCUCGCGACCAAGUUUGAGGAUGUCCAACUAUCUGCACUUCGUUCAAUUGGCAGUUUAAUCAAUGAUCGUGUGCUUUGUAGCCAGUUCAGGAACGUGAUGGGAGUCAACACUAUACUGCACAUGACUCAGGAGAAGUCGGAGAACAUACAGUUUGCAACGAUCAGGGUACUUCAGACUUUGUGCCACAGAGAGGAGAACAUACAGGAGAUUGUGGCCAAGGGUGGAGUACCAAUAAUGAUCCGCCAGUUAUCCUCACAGAAUGAGCUCAUACGUUUGCAGAUCGUCUGGUGUCUCACCAUGCUGCUGGAUUCUGCCGAGGCGCAGGACGAGUUCAUCAAAAUGGGUGGAGCCGACAUGCUUGUCGACAUGUUUGUCCAAUCCAAGAAUGAUGGAUUCGAUCUCCGUGUCGCCUCAUCUCUUUCCAGGGUCCUCUCAUCAAAAUACACACAGGACUUGAUCAACAAUGGACCACAUCGCGAGAGAGUGUUGGAGAAGUACAUAUCAUUGUUGGACUCUAAUAUUGAGACGUUGAAGAUGUUGGGUUUGGAGGCAGUUGCCAUGCUCAUUUCAAACAAUGCCAAUCAAGAGACUGUUGUAAGAGAUAACAAUGUGGUCCCGUUGCUACUUGAGUACUUGCAGCAGGACUACGUGCGCAUUGCACCACAGAUGACAGCCAUUAAGAUCAUACUGGUUCUGGCAUCCAACCCUGCCCACACUGCAUAUCUGGCCUCCUACGAUCUCAGACAGUCGCUGACCACCUUGGUAUCGUCGUCACCGCAUCCAUCCAUCCAAAAGGCAUCGGAAAAGAUUGUACAUCUCCUGUCCAAAUCAUCAAAGUAA
Acytostelium subglobosum LB1 is the source of this 3135-nucleotide messenger RNA. RefSeq lists its product as hypothetical. Gene Ontology annotation, biological process: protein phosphorylation. The transcript is spliced from 6 exons. The record is from RefSeq and is a predicted model, not a curated record. NCBI's taxonomy places the organism in Eukaryota, Evosea, Eumycetozoa, Acytosteliales, Acytosteliaceae. The coding region runs from base 1 to 3135 and encodes 1044 amino acids. Gene Ontology annotation, molecular function: protein kinase activity; protein binding; ATP binding.